AUGCCUUUUAAACUUUCCCCUUCACUUUGGAUAUUUUUAUUUAUUCACUUAUUUAUUCAAAAUGUUAAAUUAUCACCUAUAGAUCCAAGAAGAAGAAUUAUCAGACAAAAUAAAAUUAAUUUAAAUAAUGAAAGAAGAUUAAAUUUAAACAGGAUAGAGGAUUUAAAUGAAUUGGAACAUGAUAAUAUUUCUCCACCACAUUGUACGAGGGCAACUGUAACUUUUACACAAGGAUCUAAAUUAACAAAAAGGCAAGCAAAUUCCUCAUCAUCUUCAAUACGUUCACCUACAUAUUCCACACAACUUUCCUUAAAUGUUGGUAUUGGUCAAAGUGUUUGUUUUACUGUUGGUAUUCCUCAACCUGUUAGUGCUGACUUGCAAAUGAAGGAAAAUAAAAAAGAAGACAUCAAAAAGGAUGAGGAAGAGGAGGAAAAUGAAGAAGAACAACAAGUUAUUACUCAACAAAAAUCAAAUUAUUCUUUUAUUGUUUCCUUGGCUACAAGGAGAAGGGGAAAUAUUAAAAAUUCAAAUGAAAAGUUAACAACACCCAAAAUUGAACUUGAAGAAUCAAAUGAACUCGAAGAAAAUAUUUUGCAUUCUAUAACUGUUCUGGGGCUUGAACAGUAUCAUGCAAUUACAGAAAGAUAUCGUUUUGCUAUUCCCGAAAUGGAAACUCGGUGUAUUUGUGAGUGUGAGUCUGGAAGUGCAAAUUGUGCAGCUGCUCAUUACAAAUAUGGGCAAUGUUCGGAUGAAGAGAUAGAAAAAGACAAAGGAGGAGAAAGCGGGGGAGAUUAUGAGCAAAUAGAUAAUUGGGCUUACAAAAGAGAAGGAAAUAAUAAAGAAAAAUCACAAUCAGUCUGUCAUCGAACAUUUUUUGCCAAUCAGCCAACAGGAGAGCAUUGUUCUCGUCAUGAACAAUAUUCUUCUAAUGCAAGGCUGUGUUGCCAGUUGAGAUUUAGAGCUUUUCGUGACAAAAAAUUUGUUGCUCUAAAAUUAGAAAAUGCUGUUAGUUCUGUCCUGCUACAAUAUUCACAAUGGAGUUGGAAGGAAAAUAAUGAGAAAAAAUUAAAAGGUCGUUGGGAGGAAUUGGAAAAAAGAAAAAUUAGAAUUCAAUUGGAUGGAGCCAUUCACAAUACAAUUUUGAGUGAAAUUUCUGGUUUAAAAUUGUCGGUUUUGGGUCUAGCUGGAGCUAAAUCGGCAGGUGUACAACUUGAUGCUGGCGUUUAUUUUGCAGAAAUUGGAUCUGAUGGAACAAUUGGAGAGUUAAUUGGGCAAAUGCCAGUAAAUAGAAUAACAGAACAUGAUUUUCAUAAAUUGGGAUGGCUUCGAUUAGAUGAAAGAAAUAAACCGUUUGUACAAGCUGGCGAAGUUUUCAUAGAUAAAAUUCAUCACGCUCGUGCUGAAGAUUGUGCCACACAAAAAUAUCGUUCUGUACUUGAUGCUAGCUAUUAUAUUAAUGCUGACAAUAAUGCAACUACACAAUUCAAAAUCCCCGAAACUUUAAAUAAAGUUAAUAAAUGGAUUCGUUCUGCUCGAAUAUUAGAUUCAAAUCAGAGAAUAGCUUUAGUUCGUGUCAGUGAAGGAUUAUCUUUAGAAUUAACACUUUCAGCACAAAAAGAAUUUUUGGAAGAAUCGGAAAAUAAAAAACAAAGGCUAAUAACUUUUGUUCAUAAUUCUUCAAAAUUGGGAGAUUUUACUGCUUUAUUAAUUGUUGACAAAUUUUCUAAUUCAUUGCUUAAUUUAACAUUAUUUAAUGCUAGUGGUGUUUUAAACGGAUAUGUUAGACCUUUAAAUGAUUUAUAUGGAAAUACGGAAAUUGAUGGAUUUAGUGUAAAUGUACCUAAUAUUGAAGAAAAUGUUAAAAAUAAAAAUAAUAAAAUAUGGAUGCCAAUAUCUGUUCAAACAAGAAUUAAACCAUAUCCUUUGGGAAGUAUUCAUCUAGUUUGUUUAAGACCAGACGAUGGCGAAUUAUCAAGAGAAUUGUGUCGACCAGUUCAAUCAGUUUAUUAUGAAUUAGAACAAAACACAAUGCAAAAUGAGUGGAAUGAGGCUAUUGGGGCAUGUAAAGAAUGCAAUAAAAUAUCAGCUGAAGGAUUUGCAAGAUAUUUAAAUCCUGCAAAUUGGGUUAAAGGAAUUGGAUCUGUUAGUGAAGCUCUAAUGCUUGCUUCUGAUAUUCUUGGUUAUUUAAUUGUUAUUUCGAUUUUUUAUGUCCUACUCAGCAAAGUUAUAAUUCCUAUAUUUGGUUGUUGUUUCACUUGCACACCUACUUAUAGAUGUUUUGGCAGGAAAAAAUAG
Meloidogyne enterolobii is the source of this 2295-nucleotide messenger RNA. Lineage: Eukaryota; Metazoa; Nematoda; Chromadorea; Rhabditida; Meloidogynidae. The record is from the annotation of a GenBank genome assembly.